Zootermopsis nevadensis is the source of this 3206-nucleotide messenger RNA. NCBI's taxonomy places the organism in Eukaryota, Metazoa, Arthropoda, Insecta, Blattodea, Termopsidae. The record is from RefSeq and is a predicted model, not a curated record.
CAAAAGAAAUUCUGCGCCGAACGUGCCAGGUCGGGGCGUGCGGUUUGCAGGAAAUGCAAGAAUAAACUUGAUGCUGGUGCCCUUCGGCUCGCCAAGUAUGGCUACAACCCUUUUGGGCCAUUCCCCAUGAAGAUGUGGCACCACGUGGAUUGCCUGUUCGAAGUGUUCGCUGGUCAGAAGCAGACCACAGCCAGCAUCAAGACCCCGGAUGACAUCGAGGGCUGGAGUGAUUUGGAAGAAGAAGACCAAGAUGAGAUACUGAGGCACUUGCCGAAAUGUAAAGGCUGGACGCGGAAACCAAAAUCACCAGCUAAAGCUGGGUCGACGAAGCCAGAAAUGACAAAGACAUCCAAAGGGAGACACAAGGGAAAGGAGGAUUCCACUCCUCCAGAAAAAGAAUCUCAUAAAGAUAACUCCUUCAGGCAGUUCAGGAGAUUGUGUGCUACGUUGUCAGAGACAGAGAGUUACAAUGAGAAGACAGCAAUUGUCAGGAAGUUUUUCACCAAGGGCACAAAUGGCUCGAACUUCAGAGGGGACCUUCACUUAUGGUGUCGUCUUUUGCUGCCCGGCAUUGAUAAACGCGUGUAUAAUCUACAGAGCAAACAACUGAUCAAGAUUUUCAGUAAGAUCUUUUCCGUUGACCACGUGGAGAUGCUCAUGGAUUUGGAGCGAGGCGAUGUAGCGGAGACUGUGAGCGUUUUCUUUGAGCAGAGCGUAUGUGUGCAGCCUGCCAAGAAGAGUGUUCUGUCCUUGCAAGAUGUGAGUGUUAUGACGCAAAGACCCAGAAGUGUGGAACCUUUUCACUCCACUUGUCUUGUUUUGAGGCUAACAUCUAUUUAUCCAAUUAGCAGUUGGAAGGCUUUCCUCAGGGAGUAUCUGAGUCUUCUAGUAUUGGUACUUGCGUAUCCUGUGUGGGAUUACUCAUUUUUCUGCUGCUUUCUUAUAAUAAACAAUAUUUACAGAUGCACAGCCAAUGACUUGAAAAUGAUUAUCCGGCUAGUGAAACAUGACCUCCGCAUUAAUGCUGGACCAAAACAUAUUUUGGGUGCUGUGAAUCCAGAUGCUUACCAAGCAUUUCAGACAUCACGUGACUUACAUGCUGUUCUGUCAAAAGUUGUCGAGAUUGGUGAUGAGCAUAGCUCCUCUUCGAAGAAGAGUGCUCUCAAAAUAACAGCCUCCGUCAUGACUCCGAUCCUACCCAUGCUGGCUGAGGCUUGUAAAUCUGUUGAAUACGGAAUGAAGAAAUGCCCAAAUGGAAUGUAUUCAGAAAUUAAAUAUGACGGUGAACGGGUCCAGGUACAUAAGAAGGGGGAUGAAUUCAAAUACUUUUCACGGAGUCUUAAGCCAGUUUUGCCGCAUAAGGUGAACACGUUCAAAGACUACAUUCCUCAAGCAUUCCCGCAUGGGAAAGAUCUUAUACUGGACAGCGAAAUCCUUCUGAUAGAUGUAAAGACUGGAAAACCAUUGCCGUUUGGGAGUUUGGGAAUUCACAAGAAAAAUGCUUUUAAGGAUGCAAAUGUGUGUCUCUUUGUAUUUGACUGCAUGUACUUCAAUGGCGAAGUGCUUCUUGAAAAACCAAUGAAGGAAAGAAGAAGAAUAUUGGAGGAAAACAUGGAAGAAGUUCCAAAUCGCAUUAUGUUUUCUGAAAUGAAAGAAAUUAAUGAUCCAAAAGACUUGGAAGAAAUGAUCACAAAAGUUUUAAAACUUGGACUGGAAGGGUUAGUGCUUAAGGAUUUAAUGAGUAUAUAUGAACCUGGCAAAAGACACUGGCUGAAGGUGAAGAAGGAUUAUUUACAUGGCGGAGCAAUGGCUGACAGUGCAGACCUUGUGGUGCUUGGCGCCUGGUUUGGGACUGGACACAAAGGUGGCAUGAUGUCUGUGUUUUUGAUGGGUUGUUACAAUCCCGCUAACCAGAAAUGGUGCACGGUUACCAAAGUUCAUACUGGACAUGAUGACAAAACACUGGAGAGACUGCAGGAAGAACUUGAUAUGAUUAAAAUCAGCAAGGAAGCUUCUAAAGUGCCCGACUGGCUUUCUUGCACCAAGACUAUGAUUCCUGAUUUUGUAGCAAGAGAUCCCAAGGCAAUGCCAGUUUGGGAAAUCACAGGUGCAGAAUUUACUCAACACGAAGUUCACACGGCUUCUGGCAUCUCUAUCCGAUUUCCACGGGUAACGAAGAUCCGUGAUGACAAAACGUGGGAAACUGCCACUUCACUUCCUGAACUAAAGAAUUUAUUUAAGAAAUCUAAGGAGAACGAGGAUUUCUCCUUCCCCUCCACAUCUCGCGUUCAAAGUGUAGAUCGACGUGAGGAAGACAAAGGCAGUGACAGUUGUGAUUCUCAUGUGGGGUCUUCAGGAGCUGCUUCUGCAAAGAAUUCAAGUAACCGAUCCAAAGAUAAGCCGAGCAAAACUUCAGGACGAAGCUCUAAACAUAAACAACAGAAAUCCAGCGAUGAGAAUAUUGGAUCUGUUGCCCGUGGCGGUAAUGACGUAACUGAGAAUGGGGAUGAUGAAUCACCUGCGAAGAGGAGGAAGACAGUACAGGCUGACUCAAAAGGAAAAUCUCAGUUUACCAUCAAGAAGCCGCUGCCAGACGUGUUUGAAGGCGUCAGGGUGGUCCUGCCGGACUCUGUCACCAAGGAUCGCCGCGAACUGGAACGAUACUUCAUAGCAUAUGGGGGAGAACUCCUGGAUCCAUCUGACAAGCAGGAAUCGACCCACGUUAUCCACGUGGACAGCACAUCCGUUGAGAACGGAGAGGGGAUUCACGUGACCUUGAGCUGGCUGUGGGACUCCAUAAAGCUACUAGCGCUGCAGAAACCCAGUCGAUACGCCGUCCCCCUGCCCUGCAGCGCGGUCGGCUUGACGUCGUUCGGAUAAAAGGUGUUUGUUUGAAUUUGAUCACUCUGUAUAAAAAAAACCCUCCCGCGUGAUUCUUACUUCAGUGCUUGGAGGGUCAAAGUUUACAUUUUCCAAGUUUUAUUUGUACGAAUUAAGUUCUUCUUGUGAUUAACUCUUAGACGUGCUGGUUAAGGAACUGUCUGGAAAGAGUCCGGGCUUCGUUAUACAUGUUUAAUUAAUAAACAAGUUUUGUGCCCUGGAAAUAUUAAUGCCGAACGAAUUCUGUAGACUUUGGAACUAAUGCUUUGCUAUUUAUUCCCUAAUAUUGUCGAGGUGAUCAUUGGCGUUACGUACAGUCCGGUAGG